UGCGAGGACUCUUUUUUCCUAAAGAUGUCUCGGUGAAGCUAACUGCACGGUUGUACAGACGUACAUAUAUUCAAUGGAGAAAAGAAAAACGCCAGCAGUCGGAAUUGAUUUGGGAACGUCAUUUUCGUGUGUUGGUGUUUUUCAAAACGGCAAAGUGGAAAUUAUUGCAAAUGAUCAAGGGAAUCGCACAACACCAAGCUAUGUUGCUUUCUCAAACACAGGUCGGCUCAUUGGAGAUGGAGCCAAAAGUCAGGUAACUAUGAACGCUGUAAAUACGGUUUUUGACGCGAAAAGAUUGAUCGGACGCAAGUUUAACGAUGACAGUGUCCAGGAAGACAUGAAGCUCUGGCCGUUCAGAGUCGUUAAUGACGAGGGAAAACCUAAAGUGGAAGUGUUGUACAAGGAAGAAAUGAAGAGGUUCACACCAGAAGAAAUCAGUUCCAUGGUCCUUGUGAAAAUGAAGAAGAUUGCCGAAACAUAUCUUGGACAGACAGUUAAAAAUGCUGUAAUAACUGUGCCCGCGUUUUUCAAUAAUGCACAAAGGGAGGCCACCAGGGAUGCAGGUGCAAUUGCAGGUCUUCACGUUCUUCGCAUCAUGAAUGAGCCCACUGCUGCAGCCCUCGCAUAUGGACUUGAGCAGAACGACAAAGGUGAGAGAAACGUGUUGGUCUAUGAUUUAGGAGGGGGAACGUUAGACGUAUCCAUAUUAACCAUUGACAAUUUAUCUGUUUUUGAGGUCCUGUCUACUGCUGGAGACACGCAUCUUGGAGGUGAAGACUUUGAUCACAUCGUGGUGAAUCAUUUCAUAGAAGAAUUCAAGCUGAAGCAUGGGAAGGACAUUACGGAUAACAGUCGUUCACUUAGACGCCUCAAAAUAGCCUGUGAGCGUGCUAAGAGGAUACUGUCGAGUAGUACAGAGACCUGCAUUGAGUUGGAUGCAUUUUUUGAGGGCAUUGACUUUUACAGUAAGAUUUCUCGUGCAACUUUUGAGAAACUUUGUAAUGAUUUGUUCCUUCAAACCCUGGAACCGGUGAAGAGAGCAUUACUGGAUGCUAAUUUAGAGACAUACCAGAUUGACGACGUGGUAUUAGUGGGGGGAUCAACAAGAAUUCCACAAAUCCAAAAAAUGCUCCAAGAUUUUAUGGGAGUUGAAGUAUUAAAGAGAUCUGUGAACAUAGAUGAAGCUGUGGCCUAUGGUGCAGCAUGUCAGGCUGCCAUCCUUGUUGGAGACAGAGGUGAAUCACUUGAAGACAUUGUUCUAGUGGACGUGGCUCCUUAUUCCCUGGGCAUUGAGACAGCUGGGGGAUUUAUGGACAACAUUAUUAAAAGAAAUACCAGAAUUCCAGCAGGGGCAUUACAGACAUUUACAACUUUUUACAACAAUCAGCAGGGGGUGACAAUUCAAGUAUUUGAAGGUGAACGUGCAAUGACUAGGGACAACAACAGUGUAGGGAAGUUUGAACUGAAAGGCAUUCCUCCAGCAUUAUGUGGUGUUCCCCAAAUAGAGAUAUCAUUUGACAUUGAUGCCAAUGGUAUUGUGGAUGUGACUGCUAGAGACAAGAAAACAGGAAAAUGGAACCAGAUCACAGUCUCAAAGGACAAGCUGAGUACAGAUGAAAUAGACAGAAUGAUGAACGAAGCAAAGAAGUACCAAGAGGAGGAUGAAAUUGAACGUCAAAGAGUAGAAAUUAGAAACUAUCUCGAGUCGUAUUUGAUUUCUAUGCAGGAACAAGUACAGAAUGCAAGUGAGAAUCUGCAUUUGAACGAAAUAAAAACCAUUUCCAUUUUAUACAAGGACACCUUUUCCUGGCUGGACGGUAUUAAUGGAGUUGACCUAAUGGCAUUAAAACACAGGCUGUGUGAAGUACAGCGUCAAUGCUUACCCAUCCUUGAGAAACUUCAGAGCAGGUCACAAAGCCAGCAUUUUACCAGCAUGGAAUUUACUUAGCCAUGACACUGGCUAUUUACCCAAUAUUCAUAGUACAUGUGUUAGUUUUUUUCAGAGUUUUUUUUUUUUUUAUAGUAAUCUGCUGUUUAAUUUAGAAUAUGUUAAUGUUGCAAGCUGAGGUCUAAAGCAAUUUAUCUCUCUCUCUGAAU
This is a messenger RNA of Saccostrea echinata, 2097 nucleotides long. RefSeq names its product heat shock 70 kDa protein 1B-like. Lineage: Eukaryota; Metazoa; Mollusca; Bivalvia; Ostreida; Ostreidae. Gene Ontology annotation, biological process: protein refolding; cellular response to unfolded protein. The transcript has a single exon. Gene Ontology annotation, cellular component: cytoplasm. Gene Ontology annotation, molecular function: ATP binding; ATP hydrolysis activity; misfolded protein binding. Bases 74 to 1948 code for a protein of 624 amino acids. The record is from RefSeq and is a predicted model, not a curated record.